AUGAUUAUUUAAAUAAACAAUAAGUAAAGUAUCAAAAUUAUUAAAUUUAAAUAUAAUCAAUAAGAAAAUUUAGACAAAUUGGAUUUACUAAACUUUUAAGAUAUGAUACCCAAUUUUAUUUAAUUAUCUCAUAUGAAAUUAAUUGAGAAUUUUAUUUCAGGUAAGCAAAAUAAAUUUUAUUAAUAACUUAAUGAAUCUUACAUAUAAAUAUCAUAAUGUUUGUGUAAAAAAAUUGAAUUACUUAUGGAUUUAAGUUAAUUAAACUUAACCUCUAUUGAAAUGAUAGUAUUUUUUAGAAAAAAAAAGGAGAAUUCUUAUAGUAUAUUUUUAGAUGAUAGUAAAAGAAUCAUAAAUAUUGAUGAUGAACUUUUUUGUGAAGUAUUCAAUAUUGAUGGAGCAUUUGCUUAAUAUUUUAUUGGUUUAGAUAUUUGUAUUAUUUUUGAUAAUAUUGAUUAAUUACAAUAAAAUACAAUUUAUAGUUUAUAAACCUUUUAUUUUGUAGAUCCAAAUAAAAUAAAUUCAUCUUAUUUUAUAUAAUCAUCAUAAAUAAAAAUUUAAUCUUUAUGGAAUUAAUAGUCAACUUUGAUAUAUUAUUAAUGUGAUUUAUAACUUUCCAAUAAAAGAAAUGAAUUUGGAUCUAAUUAUUUUGAACUUAUAAUAAAAAAUCCAAAACGUUUAUAUAAUAAUGGAGAUACUUAUAUUUAUUAAUUUAAAUAAUCAGAAAAAGUAAUUGCUACUACACAUUUGGAUGAGUCUAUUAUAGUUGAUAAACCUUUUGUGUUAGAUUAGAGUAUACAUGAAGAAAAAUUAUAUCAUUAAUAAUUUGUUUAAAAAUCUGAAUUAGCAUGUUAAAAUUUAAUGUAAUCAGAUAUAUAAUAAGAUUAAUAAUUUGUUAUAAUGAAAAAUGAUGAAGAAUAAAAUAUAAGUGAAGAAAUAGAUAUAAAUACAGUAAGGAAAAAACAAAAAAAUUAAAAAUUAUAAACAGAAGGUAUAUCAUCUCAAUAAUCUGGUGUUUCAGCUAUGUAAAAAUCAAUUUAUUUUCGAUAAUUUUCUCUUGUUAAUGAACUUGCAAACUCAAAAAAAAUCCCUUAAAUUUUUAAAAGGAUGAUAUAUUUCAGAAUACUUUUAAUUUUAAUAUCCAUAAUUGGUUUUAGUUUGGUAAUUAUUAAUAUUAUAAAAUAUAGUAUUUGUAUGAAAUAGAUCUUUUUCAUCAUUUUCAGAAAGAUUUCAAACUAUUAAGUAUGAAAAAUGAUAUAUUUUAUCCAAUUUUAUCCUUUCAAUUGAUUCGUUUAUCAAUAGUUAAUUAUAAUGUUGAACUAUAUUUGAAAUUGAUUACUUAAUAGUAAUUUAUGGAAUUAUUAGUUUAUCCAAAAUCUAAAUUAAUUGGAAGUUAUGAAAAACUAAAAAGUGGGAUUUCAGGUAUUUUAACAGAACCUAUUUUUUUUUCUCUUUAUCAUGAUUAAUAUUUAAAUUUGGAAUUUUUGUAAAAAGGAAAUAUUGGUGAAACAAAUGAACUUAAUCUUCGAAAUAGUUUGAUUACUUUAUUGAAUUAUUAAUUUGAUACUUAAAAUGCAUAUAUUUAAAAUGGAUAAGCUGAUUAUGAAAGUUCUUACUUUUAUUAUAAUUACAAGAAUUUGCAUACUUUAUUAAAUGCAUUUACAGAUGCAAAUCAAAUUGCUUAUGAUUCUUAAUAAUAAAAUUUAGAUGAUUCUUAGCAGAAAAUAUUAAUUCUCUUUUUUGUUUUAUUUUUCUUUUUUAUAAUGAUUUAAUUUACAUUAACAAUUUCUGAUUUAUUGUUUUAAAUAUAAAAGGAAAAACUCAAAUUAUUACUAUUAAAUUAAGAUUAAAGUUUCUUAAAUUUAGAAAUAUAAAGAUUAACUAUAUUGUAAGAAAUGAUUGAUAAAAAUUAUCAUUAAAUUUAAAAUUAUAAACUUAAUUUUUAAGAAAAAGAUUAGUAUUUUGGAAUGAUUAAAUCUUAAUGUAAUUAACAAUAAAAACAUUAAUUAAAAAAAAACUAAAUUCUUGCUUAAUAUUAUAAACCUAAAUCAAUUUUACUUACAUUAACACAUUUUUUAAUAUUAGCCUUAUCAUUUAUAAUAUUGACAAUACAAAUUUAUGAUACAUAUUCAAAAAUAAAGUAAACUGGUAAAUUAUAUGAAGUAUUUGCUAAUUUAAAUAUAAAUGUUUUAAGUCUCUAUUAAUCAAGAGAAGUACUUUAUUAUAAAACAGCAUUACCAUUUUUAAAUUAAACAGAUCUCAAUUAAUAUUACAUAAUUGCAUAAUAAGGAUUAUCAGGAUUGUAAUAAUAUGUUGAUUAAUAAUGGACAUUUUAACCUAAUAAUUAUUUUUUUGAUUAAGAAUUUUCUAGUCUUUUGGAUAAUUUUAGUAAUGGUAAUUUAUGUGAAGAAUUAAUUGUAAUUCUAUUUUAAAUUAUAUUAGGUAAUUGACAAAUCUUUGAAUAUUUGUAAUAAUGUACUUGGUGGAGUUUUAUAGAAAGGAUUUUCAACAGCAUUAAUUGAUAUAAAAAAUCAGAUAAAGACUGAAUUUGAAUAUACAAAUUUUACAAAUAGAUCAACUUAUCCAAUUUUAGAAUUAGAAGGAAUUACAAUAUUAAGUUAUAGUCUAUAAUAUAUAAUUGAAAGAUUUUAUUCAGAUUUAUUUUAUUAUAAUUAAAGUGUUGAAGUAAAUUAUAAUGUAAUAUAUAAAUUAAUAUUUAGAUAAUUACAGUAGCUUGUUUAUGUAUUUCAAUAAUAAAUGGAUUAUUAUUAAUUAAAUUUGAUUAGAUAAUUUAAUUAAGAAAUUAUAAACUAUUGACAAAAUUUAUAUAUUCAGUACCUUUGACAUCAAUCUUAUUUGAUGAUAAUUUUUUAAGAAAUACUAGAAGUUAUUUUGUAAAUGAGAAAUUGAUAUGA
Molecule: messenger RNA, 2912 nt
Organism: Paramecium primaurelia
Lineage: Eukaryota; Ciliophora; Oligohymenophorea; Peniculida; Parameciidae
Source: the annotation of a GenBank genome assembly